This is a messenger RNA of Branchiostoma floridae (Florida lancelet), 1349 nucleotides long. Its product is annotated as CD209 antigen-like protein C. The transcript is spliced from 7 exons. Lineage: Eukaryota; Metazoa; Chordata; Leptocardii; Amphioxiformes; Branchiostomatidae. The coding region runs from base 436 to 1278 and encodes 280 amino acids. The record is from RefSeq and is a predicted model, not a curated record.
GGAGACCAGUGGGGUACACCUGCACCAGAGCAUGACAACUGCAUCUGCGAAGGUUCGGACCGUUUCUGCUACCAUGUGGACUGCCUCCCUGGUUCCAAGAUUGCCGGUGACUCCGUUGGGCCUUGGAAGUGUGAAGUCGAUUUCUCCACUAGAGGCAUAACAGGAUCAGCUCUAACGGUGAAAGAGAGUGAAAAGCGGAUAGCUCCCCUCGCAGCAUUCGGACUUUUUGCAGGGGUAGUGGGGAUAGUCAACUUCAUUUGGAGCCGCGUGGGGGCUGCACAGACAACGGCAAAGCUGAACGAAAUCCAAGGCCAGAUUCGAGCGCUGGACAGGAAGGUGGACGAGUUGACACAAAGCGUCAGUGAUCUACAACUAGGGCAAUAGUACCUGCAACAAGUUAUCCUGUAUGGCAGGGAUGAGCUACGGCUGAGGAACAUGCUGGACACGCUUGCCAGGAUGCGCGUCAGUAACGGGAGGUACACGGGGACCAGCGACAUCACAGGGUGGGCAGACAGUGUGCUGAGUCAUGGAUCUGAUGGAGUCCAACAGGUAUUGUACAACCUGUUGGACAUGGUGAAACCACAGUCAGCGCUCUUCGGUGGCAAAUCUCUCUUUGAAAUCUAUCACCAACAACUCCAAGGGAACCUACCUAAGUAUAGAGAGAAGAUGCCACGGAAAGUCACUCAGGUCUACGCGCUGAUUGGUGGAGGAUAUGCUGUCUGGAUCACCGCUCUGCGAAUCAAGGGACGUACAAGUGAGAUUCAAGCCAAGGCACAAGAGGCGCAACAGAAACUGCAGAGUUUGGAACCAAGCUUGGGGAAGUACUUCCGAUAUGGAAGCUGCCCCAACGGUUAUCAGCUGAAGAGCAGGACGUGCUACAAAGCGUUCAACAGCUUCAAGACCUGGACCGAUGCCGAUGCCUACUGCCGCACCCAGGGACCGGGCGGGAUGCUGGCAAUGGCAAAAGACAGCGGCAUCAACAGCUUCCUCAUCAGCCUGAAAGAUGCUGCAAGCAACUCAUGGGGGUUCUGGUUUGGGCUAAAUGAUAGGGCAAGGGAAGGUAGUUGGAAAUGGCCAGAUGGUAGCUCUCUGGGAUCCUACAAGUACUGGUCACCGAUUGAGCCAAACAAUGGGGGUAAGAAUUGGUGGGGAACACCCUUAGGUAACGAAGAUUGUGUGGAGUUUUUCAGGACCGGGUGGAGGAACAGCAACUGGAACGAUGCAGACUGUGGCAAGACAAGAUACUUCAUCUGUCAACGGACACCCGAAGGACUCUGAAGACUCAGUGAACCGGAUUGUUGAGACAAGACUGUUACUGUAAAUGCAGAAACUUUCGUGGUGGUUUCAUG